AUGGCAACAAUACUAAUUACCAUCCUUAGAUUUCUUGGCUUCAUGACCCUCUUCAUCACAGCAAGUGCACAAUCCCCAGACUACAUGGGUGAUGACUGCCAAAACUCAACAGAAGAAGCUCUCACAACUACAUACCAAACCAACCUUAACAACUUCCUCUCAUGGCUAUCAUCUGAUGUUACCACAAGCAAUGGAUAUAACCACACCAUCAUAGAAACCAACACAGUUGAUGCUAUCUAUGGUCUCUAUGAUUGCAGGGGUGAUGUCACAGGAUCUUUCUGCCAUUUCUGUGUCUCUACUGCAGCCUCAGAAAUUCUUCAGCGCUGUCCUAACAGAUCCUCUGUUGUUAUAUGGUAUAACUACUGCGUUCUAAGAUACUCAAACCAUGAUUUUAUUGGGAACCUUACAACAACCCCAUCAAUACAAAAUGUGGGAGACAAGAACAUCACUAAUCCAGAAGAACUUCAGAAAGCUGAUAAUUAUAUGCAAAGUUUGAUAAGAGAAGCUACCGUGGAGACCAACCAGUUGUUUGCAAUGGGUGAGUUCAACUUGAGUACUUCUGAGGAAAGGUAUGGUUUGGUGCAGUGCAGCAGGGACAUUACUGCUGAUGAGUGCAGCCAGUGUUUGGAGGCUAUGUUGGACAAAGUUCCUCAAUGCUGUGGAACAAAGCUGAAUUGGCAGGUUUCAGCUCCAAGCUGUCUGAUGAAGUAUGAUGACUAUAUGUUUUACCAGAUUACUAAUCAAACAUCUUCUCCUUCGCCUAAUUCAGGUACAUGUACCAAUCAGGGAGGUACAAAUGAACUGCUAUUAGAGACUACUCCUACAUCUUAUCAUGACCAUGUUCAAAGAGAGGAAUCACUGAAUGCAGACCUUCCUACAAUCCCUUUAAUUUGGAUUCGACAGAGCACUAAUAACUUCUCAGAAUUCUGUAAAUUAGGAGAAGGUGGAUUUGGCCCAGUUUACAAGGGUAAUUUAGAAGAUGGAACAGAUGUUGCUGUCAAAAGACUCUCUAAAACAUCUGGUCAAGGUUUAGAGGAGUUCAAGAAUGAAGUAAUAUUCAUAGCUAAACUACAACAUAGGAACCUUGUGAGACUCUUGGGUUGCUGCUAUGAGGAAAAUGAAAAGCUGCUUGUAUAUGAGUACAUGCCAAAUUCUAGCCUUGACUCUCACCUGUUCAAUGAGGAAAAACGAAAACAGAUAGAUUGGAAGUUACGACUGAGCAUUAUUAAUGGAAUUGCAAAAGGACUUCUAUACCUUCAUGAAGACUCUAGAGUUAGAGUAAUCCAUAGAGAUGUGAAAGCCAGCAAUGUUCUUCUGGAUCAAGAGAUGAAUCCUAAAAUAUCUGACUUUGGAAUGGCAAGGGCAUUUGAAAAAGGCCAAAGUCAGGACAAUACUAAAAGAGUUAUGGGCACCUAUGGAUACAUGGCUCCAGAAUAUGCUAUGGAAGGGAUAUAUUCAGUGAAAUCUGAUGUUUUCAGCUUUGGAGUUCUUUUAUUAGAAAUCAUUUGUGGGAAAAGAAACGGUGGAUUCUAUCUUUCAGAACAUGGUCAAAGUCUUCUUAUAUAUAGUUGGAGACUUUGGUGUGAAGGAAAAAGUUUGGAACUGUUAGAUCCAACACUGGAAAAGACAUACAUAGCCAAUGAAGUUAUGAAGUGCAUACACAUUGCUUUGUUGUGUGUACAGGAAGAUGCAGAAGAUCGACCAACCAUGUCCAUGGUUGUUUUCAUGCUGGCAAGUGACACAUCGAUCCUUCCCAACCCUAAUCAUCCUGCAUUUUCAGUUGGAAGAAAGAUCAAGGAAGAAGGAUCAUCAUCAAAAGCUUCCAAGGAUCCUUCCAUUAAUCAAGUAACAAUAUCAAAUAUUUUACCCAGAUAGUGUAUAUAACAUGAUAAAAAAAUUUCUUUCAAAAUACCCGGAUUGUACAACCAAUUACAACAAUGGGUUUGACCCUUCGCUAGACCCUUCUCAUAAUGGGAAUUUUAUACAACAAACU
Gastrolobium bilobum is the source of this 1993-nucleotide messenger RNA. RefSeq names its product cysteine-rich receptor-like protein kinase 10. The transcript is spliced from 7 exons. The coding region runs from base 1 to 1875 and encodes 624 amino acids. Gene Ontology annotation, molecular function: protein serine/threonine kinase activity; ATP binding. Gene Ontology annotation, biological process: protein phosphorylation. The record is from RefSeq and is a predicted model, not a curated record. Lineage: Eukaryota; Viridiplantae; Streptophyta; Magnoliopsida; Fabales; Fabaceae.